This is a messenger RNA of Salarias fasciatus (jewelled blenny), 1831 nucleotides long. It is a transcript of the gene rtcb, whose product is annotated as RNA 2',3'-cyclic phosphate and 5'-OH ligase. The record is from RefSeq and is a predicted model, not a curated record. Gene Ontology annotation, molecular function: RNA ligase (ATP) activity; RNA ligase (GTP) activity. NCBI's taxonomy places the organism in Eukaryota, Metazoa, Chordata, Actinopteri, Blenniiformes, Blenniidae. Gene Ontology annotation, cellular component: nucleus; tRNA-splicing ligase complex. Gene Ontology annotation, biological process: tRNA splicing, via endonucleolytic cleavage and ligation.
CCUUCCUGACUGCGCAUGGGCUUCCGUAGCACAGCUGCAGCCCUCCUCAUCAUUAGUUUAAACCGUAAAAAACCGUCAAUAUCGCUGAAUUAUUGCCGUAAUCUGCUACACUGAAGAAGCAAAAUGAGCCGCAGCUACAACGAUGAGCUGCAGUAUCUGGAUAAAAUCAGCAGCAACUGCUGGAGGAUCAAGAAAGGCUUCGUGCCCAACAUGCAGGUUGAAGGGAACUUCUACGUGAACGAGCCUCUGGAGAAGCUGAUGUUCGAGGAGCUUCGUAACGCCUGCCGGGGAGGAGGUGUGGGCGGCUUCCUGCCGGCCAUGAAGCAGAUCGGGAACGUGGCGGCGCUGCCGGGAAUCAUUCACAAAUCCAUCGGGCUGCCUGACGUCCACUCCGGCUACGGCUUCGCCAUCGGGAACAUGGCCGCCUUUGACAUGAGCAACCCGACGCCGUUGUGUCCUCCAGGGGGCGUCGGCUUCGACAUCAACUGCGGCGUCCGCCUCCUGAGGACGAACCUGGACGAGUGCGACGUGCAGCCGGUGAAGGAGCAGCUCGCCCAGUCGCUGUUCGACCACAUCCCGGUGGGCGUCGGCUCCAAGGGCGUCAUCCCCAUGAACGCCAAGGACCUGGAGGAGGCCCUGGAGAUGGGGGUGACUGGUCCGCUGAGGGAAGGCGACGCCUGCGAGGACAAGGAGCACUGUGAGGAGUACGGCCGGAUGCUGCAGGCCGACCCCAACAAGGUGUCCUCCAAGGCCAAGAAGAGAGGCCUGCCUCAGCUCGGCACUCUGGGAGCGGGGAACCACUACGCCGAGAUCCAGGUGGUGGACGAGAUCUACAACGACUACGCAGCCAAGAAGAUGGGCAUCGACCACAAGGGCCAGGUGUGUGUGAUGAUCCACAGCGGCAGCAGAGGCCUUGGACACCAGGUCGCCACAGACGCUCUGGUCGCCAUGGAGAAGGCCAUGACGGACAAGAUCAUGGUGAACGACCGGCAGCUGGCCUGCGCCCGCAUCACGUCCCAGGAGGGGCAGGACUACCUGAAGGGCAGCGCGGCGGGGAACUACGCCUGGGUCAACCGCUCGUCCAUGACCUUCCUCACCAGACAGGCUUUCUCCAAAGUCUUCGCCACGACGCCGGACGACCUGGACAUGCACGUCAUCUACGACGUGUCGCACAACAUCGCCAAGGUGGAGGAGCACAUGGUGGAGGGGGCGAGCGCAGCCCUGCUGGUCCACCGGAAGGGCUCCAACCCGCGCGUUCCCGCCUCACCACCCCUCAUCCCCGUCGACUACCAGCUGACGGGCCAGCCGGUGCUGAUCGGCGGGACGAUGGGGACCUGCAGCUACGUGCUGACGGGCACCGAGCAGGGCAUGACGGAGACGUUCGGCACCACCUGUCCCGGAGCGGGUCGAGCUCUGUCCCGGGCCAAGUCCAGAAGGAACCUGGACUUCCAGGACGUCCUGGACAAACUGGCCGACUUGGGCAUCGCCAUCCGGGUGGCGUCGCCCAAGCUGGUGAGGAGGUGACGGAGACUUCCCGCCGCUCCCGAGUCGUACAAGAACGUGACGGACGUCGUCAACACGUGUCACGACGCCGGAAUCAGCAGGAAGGCCAUCAAACUGCGGCCCAUCGCCGUCAUCAAGGGAUGAAGCCCACGCCGACCCGCAGCGCUGCAGCGCUUCCUGUUUAUAGAAUGAAUUUGAGUUUUGAGCAAGAAGAAGUUUUUCUGUUGUGAAUAACGAAGAUGGCCGAGAGACGAAGAGUAAACACUUUAUUGGUUCUAAACAAAGGUUCAAACUGAAGGUUCCUCCAAAUAAACACAUUUCGGCAUCA